Musa acuminata subsp. malaccensis (wild Malaysian banana) is the source of this 1109-nucleotide messenger RNA. RefSeq names its product homeobox-leucine zipper protein HAT22. NCBI's taxonomy places the organism in Eukaryota, Viridiplantae, Streptophyta, Magnoliopsida, Zingiberales, Musaceae. Gene Ontology annotation, molecular function: DNA-binding transcription factor activity, RNA polymerase II-specific; sequence-specific DNA binding. The record is from RefSeq and is a predicted model, not a curated record. Gene Ontology annotation, biological process: regulation of DNA-templated transcription.
GAAGAAGAAGAAGAAGAAGAUCCCCACCUAUGGCCAUGGAUGACCAUGAUCGAGAUGAUACACCCCACACUGGCCUUUCUCUUACGCUGAGUUAUGAUGGGAGAAGCGAUCUCUCGAUCGGUAGUCGUCCCCAUUCGAGCUCUGGACUCGAGCUGCAAAGAUCUUCUUCGACUCCCAAGGCACUUGAGCCCUCUCUCACCCUCGCACUCCCCGGCGACGUCUGUGCCUCGGUGGAAGUUGAGAUGGGUAGAGAUAUUGGUAGCAGGCACUCUCCUCCUCCUCAGAGUCAUCAUCCCUGCAAGAUUAAGAGGGAGGACGAUGUAAGGAGCGAGGAGGUGGAAAAGGUUUCGUCCCGGAUCAGCGACGAGGAGGAGGAAGACAGCGGUGCUAGGAAGAAGCUCAGGCUCACCAAGGAGCAGUCUUCCCUUUUGGAAGACAAGUUUAAGGAGCACAGCAGUCUCAAUCCGAAACAAAAGCAAGCUCUGGCUAAGCAGCUGAACCUUCGGCCUCGGCAGGUGGAAGUGUGGUUCCAGAACAGGAGAGCAAGGACCAAGCUCAAGAAAACGGAGGUGGAGCUGGAGUUCCUCAGGCGAUGUUGCGAGACGCUGACGGAGGAGAAGAGGAGGCUGCAGAAGGAGCUGCAGGAUCUCGAGAAUUCGCAUAAGCUGUCGGCGACGAGGCACAUGCAAAUCCCGGCGAUGUGUCCGUCGUGCAAGAAGGUCAUCGGCGGCGCUGAGACUGGUUCUCCCUUGCCGGCCUCGACGCCUCGCUUCUUCAACCCCUUCGCCCACCACGCAGCAUGACUGCUGUUAUAUGCGGAUCCCCCCUUGUCGGCAUAUAAUAGUAUUUGGUUUUGCUUCAGGUGAUACUGUUGUCAUCAAUUUAGAUAUAUAAACCAUGAUGGUGAAUGCUCUCUCUCUCUCUCUCUCUCUCUCUCUCUCUCUAAGACACAAAAACCCUAUACAUUGAUGUCAUGUGAGUGGUUUUGAAUGAGCUCAUUUUCUGCUGAAUGAACACUGUAUUUAUUUUGUUCUGCUCAAAAGAUGUAUUUCUUAUGAAUUACGUCUAAAGAUCUAUUUCUGCUCAAAAAAAGUGUGCUCAAGACAUCA